This is a messenger RNA of Pediculus humanus corporis (human body louse), 1419 nucleotides long. RefSeq names its product protein FAM61A, putative. Gene Ontology annotation, biological process: P-body assembly; cytoplasmic stress granule assembly. Lineage: Eukaryota; Metazoa; Arthropoda; Insecta; Psocodea; Pediculidae. The transcript is spliced from 9 exons. The coding region runs from base 1 to 1419 and encodes 472 amino acids. Gene Ontology annotation, molecular function: mRNA binding. The record is from RefSeq and is a predicted model, not a curated record. Gene Ontology annotation, cellular component: P-body.
AUGAGUGCUCAAAUGCCAGAACUUGGUAGUAAAAUUACUUUAAUUUCUAAAGCGGAUAUUCGUUACGAAGGUCGAUUAUUUACCGUUGAUCCACAAGAAUGUACAAUUGCCCUAGCUAAUGUUCGCUCAUUCGGAACAGAAGAUAGGGAAACUCAGUAUCCUGUUCCGGCCCAGAGUCAAGUGUAUGAUUACAUACUUUUUAGAGGAUCUGAUAUUAAGGAUAUAAGAGUUGUUACUACUCAAAUACCAAAUGAUCCUGCAAUUGUUCAGCUUGUUCCUCCAACCAUUAAUCAACAGCCUGGCUAUCAAACUCAAGCAUUUAGUCACCCUGUCAUGGGGUCGUCAUUGUCUCAGUACCCUGGAUAUGGUGGAAUGGGUGGUAUGCCAUCUGGUAACAUAGGACUUCAAAGAGCACCUGGCCCACUGCUAAUGCAACCAAGUGAGUUAGGAUCUACUGGGUCUGCUUCUGAUCCACCCCAGUCAGAGGGCCCUACCCCUUCAUUACAAACCUCUAAUGUUCCUAUUGGGCCUCUCUCAAUUGACAAAGAACAAGAUCUUAUUGGAGGAGUUUCGCGUUUUACGACGCCCAGCGUGACCAGGAAAAGUCCGACCAAUGAUCAAGGGACGCAGGUCAACAAUUCUCCAGCAAGAGAUGACCACAAAAAACCCCGCCCUAUACAACCUCCUCAAAGGGAUAGAGAUGGUUCUCGUCGAGACAACCAAGUUUACCAUGGCGGUCAAGGCUAUCAAAGAGACAAGGACUAUCAAGGAAAUAGAAGGGAUUACCAAACUCGCGAUAGGGGAGAUUAUCAAAACCGCGAUCAAUAUGCUUAUCAAAGAAGGGAAUCAAAUCGAUCUGGAAGUGGUGGAGGUUUUAGAAUGCAGCGAGGUAACUUAAGGCAAAGCGGUAAUCGUUCUCGUGGUCCUCCGAAGCAUUACAAUCGACCUGGUGGUCCAACCACUAAAAAAACUACUCUUAAGUUUGACGGUGAUUAUGAUUUUGACAAAGCAAACACCGAAUUCGAAGAACUUCGAAAUCAAUUGGUCAAAGUCAAAAUAAGUAACGGAUCCGAUACGGGCAAUAAAGUAAAUGGUGAAUCCGAUAAAAAAGACGAUUCGGGAAAUGAAACGGGAGCAGGAGAAAAUGAGCAAGAAGAAGAAUCUAUUCCAGAGCCUUAUUGGCGUACGGAACGAAAAUUAAAUUCUGAAACUUUUGGUGUUGCAUCAGCCCGACGUGGAGCAUUUAGAGGACGUGGUUAUUACGGUGGACGAGGAUACAAUAGACCGCAAGGAGGGUUUAGGCCACGUGGACCUCCGAGAACUGAAAGAAACAGUAAUUCAGUCGAAGAAAAUGGUUCGAAAGAAAAAGGAAAAGAAACAACUUGUAAAAGUAUUAAAAGACAGGAGAUGUUCUUUUAA